UCAGCUUCAAGUGACUUCCGGGUGUUUUCCUCGACUGCUCGGUGGACGUCGGACGGAAAGUGAACGCAGCUGUUUUGACACUUUAAAGCUUUAAAUUUGUCAAAAUGAACCGUAUAUUUGGCAGCGGGAAGCCCAAAGCUCCUCCCCCGAACCUUACAGACUGCAUAGGAAACGUUGAUUCUCGGGCAGAGUCAAUUGACAAGAAGAUCAGCAGACUAGAUGCAGAACUUGCGAAAUACAAGGAUCAGAUGAAGAAGAUGAGAGAUGGGGCCUCAAAGAACGUGGUGAAGCAAAAAGCUAUGAGAGUUCUGAAGCAGAAGAGAAUGUAUGAGAACCAGAGGGACAACCUCAUGCAGCAGUCCUUCAACAUGGAGCAAGCAAACUACACGGUCCAGUCCCUUAAAGACACUAAAACUACGGUUGAUGCCAUGAAAGUCGGACUCAAAGACAUGAAGAAAGCAUACAAGAACGUGAAGAUUGAUAAGAUUGAGGACAUACAAGACCAGCUGGAAGACAUGAUGGAGGAUGCCAACGAAAUCCAGGAGGCAAUGGGCAGAAGCUACGGCACUCCUGAAAUCGAUGAUGACGACCUUGAAGCAGAGCUGGACGCAUUGGGAGAUGACCUCCUAUUGGAUGAUGACAGCUCCUACUUGGAUGAGGCUUCAACAGCUCCCUCCAUCCCAGAGGGUCUGCCUGGAGAGAAGUCCAACAGGGAUGGUGUCCUCGUGGAUGAGUUCGGCCUCCCUCAGAUCCCUGCUUCAUAAAGCAGACAGUUUUACAUUUCCUAA
Molecule: messenger RNA, 788 nt
Organism: Notolabrus celidotus (New Zealand spotty)
Lineage: Eukaryota; Metazoa; Chordata; Actinopteri; Labriformes; Labridae
Gene: chmp5b
Product: charged multivesicular body protein 5b
Exons: 8
Coding region: 105-764 (219 amino acids)
Biological process (GO): vesicle budding from membrane; late endosome to vacuole transport via multivesicular body sorting pathway
Cellular component (GO): multivesicular body
Source: RefSeq, a predicted model, not a curated record